AUGGCAGAUCCCCAGGUCAUUUCGGACGAUAGCUCUGAGGAAGUGGAGGAAGAGGCGAGAAGAAUCAGAGAACGCUUUAUCGUAGAUGAAAAUGAGGAUGAGGAGGAAGACGAUGACGAUGACGAGGCAAGGCAUCGAGGAAGGAAGCGGCGUAAGAGGAGACAUCGGAGGCGCAACGAGGAGGCCUUGGAAGAAGACGACCUUGAGCUGCUAGAAAGGUGGUCUCCACCCGCUCCAUCGACCUCUAAGCGCCAGCCAGUUGUGGAAUCGUCAGAAGAUGAGUUAGAUAACGAGGACCGGCCGCCGGUCCAGGAUAUUAAGCGGAUUUGGGAUGAUGAGCGCGCUGGAGGUGGACGUGGUCGAUUUCAACGAAGGCGCUGGCGCUAUGGACGAGCAGGAACGUGAGGAAAGACAAAGAGAGAGGCAAAAGCGAGAGAGGGAGAGGUUGACGCAUGCUCUUCCCUGUUUUUUCGUCCAGGAGUUCGAAGUCCUGUAUAUUUGGACGCACAGACGGGACGACAUCUUGUAUCUCAACCCUCGAGAAAUGCGCGCUUCAGUGAUGUCAGUUGGGGGCGCACCUCUAGGUUUUACGCUCAAUAA
Molecule: messenger RNA, 600 nt
Organism: Suillus fuscotomentosus
Lineage: Eukaryota; Fungi; Basidiomycota; Agaricomycetes; Boletales; Suillaceae
Exons: 3
Coding region: 1-405 (134 amino acids)
Source: RefSeq, a predicted model, not a curated record